UCCUGGUGCUGACAGUCCCAUGCCCGCAGACUGGCAGCAGGGGCAGCAGCUGCAGCAGGCAUCCCGCGCCCACGCGGCCGAGCGCCACGGCCUGUGGCAGCAGACGGGUGCCCAGGAGCAGAAGCUGGGGCAGGCGCAUGCGGCGCUGGCACGGGCCCAGGAGGAGCUGGCACAAACCCGAGUGGAGCUGGCACAGGAGCAGGAGAAGGGGACCCGUAGCCAGAAGGAGCUGCAGGAGACCAGGACGGUGCUGCAGGAGACCCAGGUGGACCUGGAGCGGGCGCAGGAGCAGGCCAGAAACCUGCAGCAGCAGCUGGAUAAGACUGCGAGAGCCCUGGCCAGUUCCCGGCCCUGCCAGGUCACAGACUGCUGCCCGGAGAACUGGGUGCUGCACCAUGGGAAGUGCCUGUUCCUCUCCAAAGAGGAGCAAUUCUGGGAGCAAAGCAAACAGAGAUGUGAACAUGAAUCCUCCCAGCUCCUCAUCCUCCUGGACCAGGACCGAGACCAGACAAAGAUGCCGAGCUUCUUAACCAACACAGAUGUCUCGUACUGGAUUGGGCUCCAGAAGAGCAGGGGCCGGUGGAUGUGGAUCAAUAAGACUCCGUACCCAAACGGUUGGAAACUUAAAGGAAAUGGUAAUUAUGGAGUAAUUAGAAGGGGCAGUAUAGAAAGCUCAUACAAUCACAAGCACCACUGGGUAUGUGAGAAGCCGGCUAGCCGCCCACAGGAAGGCACAGAGGCUGUCCUUGCGGUGUGAAGAAAGGAGGCCCUCUCCCGCCGCUCCAGCAUGGCCGUGCCUGGCACGCUUCCCUCCCUGCUCCCUGCACGCAGCAUUGCCCACUCUCCUGGACCUGUCCCAGCCUGGCUGCCUCUGCCCAGACACCUCCACCUCCAGCACCUUCAUCCUGCCCGUCGUCCUGCAGCCCAGACCCACGCGGGCUUCCUCGUGCAGCGCAGCGCACUGCAGACUCCUCCAGGGUCUGGCACUUCCCGAGAUGCCCAGGUCCUUCCCCGCCGCGCUGCCCCCAGCUGCGUCUCAUCCACUCUGCCUGUGUCCGUGAUCCUUCCUCCCGAGGACAGCGCCGUGCAUGUUUCCAUACUGACCUGCAUCCUGUCAUCUCCAGCCCGGCUUUCCAGUCUGUCAAGAUCCAUCUGCGCUGCGCUGACGUCCUCCAGCGUGUUCACAGCCCUUCCCAGUGUCGUGUUAGAGCCGCGGGGCCGUGGAUGGACACGUUGAGCAGCCCCGGGCCCCAGACAGACCCCUGUGGGGCUCCGCUCGAGGCCUCCUGCCGUCCGGCCGUGGACCCGGUCAGAACGACUGACCCCUUUGCUGGCGGCGAUGAAGCCGGUUGUCUGCCCACCGUGCAGUAGCUUUGUGCAGCUCAUGCUGCUCUACUUAGUUUAUGAGGAGUCGUGCAGGGAUGUAACCGGGUUUAUCUCCGGGGAUGGCUGUAGUGCCCUGGAGUCCCCUCAGCCCUUAUCCAUUUUGUUUUGUUUGGGCACUUGCCCCUUCAUUCCCUGCCGCGCUGCAUGUCUCUCUCUUUUCGAUAAAAGGAGGCUGCUCCAGGGCUUCCGAAACGUGC
Molecule: messenger RNA, 1583 nt
Organism: Alligator mississippiensis (American alligator)
Lineage: Eukaryota; Metazoa; Chordata; Crocodylia; Alligatoridae
Product: B-cell differentiation antigen CD72-like
Exons: 5
Coding region: 20-757 (245 amino acids)
Cellular component (GO): plasma membrane
Molecular function (GO): transmembrane signaling receptor activity
Source: RefSeq, a predicted model, not a curated record